AUGAUGUCGCCGACGAGACGGCCGAGUUUCAAACACGCCAGGAAGAAGCUACCGCAAUUGAGACGGAGAAGGAGAGGCGCAUCUUUGCUCAAGGACAUCGAAGAUGAACUCAAGAUCGAGGCCCAGAUGCAUGCCAGCAUAUACAAGAUAAAAGUACAAAAGGGUGACAGAAUCAAGGAAGGCGACAUCCUAGUCAUACUAGAGGCAAUGAAGAUGGAAAUCAACAUCGCAGCGUCGCCGGACCAGGUUGGUUUAGUUGUAGCGAGCGUCGUCGUUGCGCCCGGCGAUAUUGUGAAACCCGGCGAUGUGGUCAUCGUGCUGUCACGGCCAGACGAAGAAGAGCCCGAAUAG
Akanthomyces muscarius is the source of this 351-nucleotide messenger RNA. RefSeq lists its product as uncharacterized. The record is from RefSeq and is a predicted model, not a curated record. The coding region runs from base 1 to 351 and encodes 116 amino acids. Lineage: Eukaryota; Fungi; Ascomycota; Sordariomycetes; Hypocreales; Cordycipitaceae. The transcript has 4 exons.